Brassica oleracea var. oleracea is the source of this 705-nucleotide messenger RNA. RefSeq lists its product as uncharacterized. The record is from RefSeq and is a predicted model, not a curated record. Gene Ontology annotation, molecular function: DNA binding. NCBI's taxonomy places the organism in Eukaryota, Viridiplantae, Streptophyta, Magnoliopsida, Brassicales, Brassicaceae. The transcript is spliced from 2 exons. Bases 1 to 705 code for a protein of 234 amino acids.
AUGGCUCACGAGAAUGUUGAUAGUCGACUUCAACAUCUGUGGCCCAAUACACUCUUCCCUUUGAAUAGUGACUUCAAGAUUCCCAUCUUUGGAGAUAGUGAGAAUUCCGGAACCUUCAAGAACAGGAGCUUCACGGUUUGCAACCCAAACAACUCGCAUAAGUACCCGAGUGAAGAAAUGAAGGCUAAGAUAACAGAGGAAAUAGGGUUAACCGAGAAGCAAGUUUCUGGCUGGUUCUGCCAUAGAAGGUUAAAGGACAAACGGUCUGUAAAAGAAGAUGGGAACAACAUAGGUAGCCAAGAUCGGUCAAGCGUUGUUCUUCAAGAUCGUGGGAGCGUACUUCGACAUGGCUCAAGCGGUAGCACUAAGCAAACAGAUCAUUGGAACCAGAAGCCAAGGAAAGUUGAAAGUCAAAGGCUUUAUGAUGAUGGUGAAGUUAACACAUCUUCGGAACGUCGCUCAUCAUUACACAAGAGCCUUGUCUCUAGCAGAGAUGUGGAAAGCUCGAGGUAUGUUGCGCAUAAUGAGCAUCCUCAGGCUAUGAGAAACUAUUGGUUUAGCAAGCCUUCUGAAUACUUGAAAGUGAAGGAAGGUAUUGAGAACAUUGCUAUUACUGCAGUGAAGAGACAGUUAGGAAGACAGUAUCGAGAGGAUGGUCGACCACUAGCGGUUGAGUUCGAUCCUCUUCCUCCUGGUGCGUUUUGA